This is a messenger RNA of Bathycoccus prasinos, 1626 nucleotides long. RefSeq lists its product with no specific name. The transcript has a single exon. Gene Ontology annotation, molecular function: 2-oxoglutarate-dependent dioxygenase activity. Bases 1 to 1626 code for a protein of 541 amino acids. The record is from RefSeq and is a predicted model, not a curated record. NCBI's taxonomy places the organism in Eukaryota, Viridiplantae, Chlorophyta, Mamiellophyceae, Mamiellales, Bathycoccaceae.
AUGUCGUCUCUGGAGAACGGUUUUUUUGACGAGGAGAAAGAGUUUGAGAGGAAGAAGCGCAAGAAGUUUCGACAUCUGAUGAAUCAUCCCGAGCACUUCCUCCUCGGAAACGCGCUGGAAGAAACAACAUUCGAGGAGGACGUGCGGGGGUGGCAGAAGAACCAGCACCAAAAAAGCGACAAAAACGAGAGCGGGAAAUUGGCCCCGAGGGAUUUUGUGCGCGAACUGUUCGCGGGACCUCGCACAGAUAAAAAAAUGGUCGAGGUGCAACUGUCUAACAAGAAGAAGAAUGCGUCGGUAUCUUUUUCGGGGUCGACGUACGACCGAAAGUCGACACGGAUGGACAUCGACGAUUUCCUGCGUCACCGUGUACCACCCGACAGUAGUGGCGUGAACUUUUUGGGAGAAGGGCAACACUCGUUGUAUCUCGCGCAGGAAGACGUGCCCGAGGCGAUGGCGAAACAUUUAGAUUCGUUUAAACCGUACGCCGAAGGUCUCAAGCGAUACGUAUAUAAGAGAUGGAACGUAAGACUCAGUGCGAACAUCCAAAGACGCGUGUGGAUGAACCAUGAACGCGUGGAAACGACGCCACAUUACGACGAUUACGAUAACGUGUUAUUCGUGUGGACGGGGAGGAAGACUGUACAUUUGAAAGCGUUUCGUGGGGAUGGAUUUCAUUUUUGCGUUGCGAAUACUGAGGUUGCGAAUCACGCCCAUCCGGAAGCUUUACCAGAUCCUGAGAGUUACGAGUAUACGUUUGUUGUGAAUGCUGGGGAAGCGGUUUUUAUUCCGAUGGGAUGGAUUCACCGCGUCGAAUCGGAUGAGGGAACGAUUGCUAUCGCGCACGAAAUACAAGACGCUCUGAGUAUUGAGUUCAUACAUAACACGGUCUCGCGUUUGGACUACCCUUGGGAUGAAAGCUUAUACCUGGUGCGAAGAAAAAUUGAAAGCAAAAUCGACUGGAAGUUUACUUCGCUCGUAGCUGAGUUGAUAGAUUCAAAGAACGAAGAGAUAAAAACGCGAGCGAAGAUUACUCACGAAAACGUCGCGUACAUAAAGAGUAAAUGCGAGGAAGGAAAAGAGGUCGAGUUUGAAAUUAAUAAUCCCGAACAGCUCAUGGAGAACGUUUCGCAAUCUUGCGCUAUACUCGUAGACGGAGGAAAAGAAGAAGGAAUAGACGACGAAAUCCCAAAGUAUCGAAAAGAUGUGCUCGCAAUGAACCCUUUGCAAGCCAAACUGCACACGUUGCAACUCUCUUUACUCAAAGACUAUCUAGGCGAGAGUAAGUUUGAAAAGUGGAUCGGCGACUGCUCUCUCAAAUACGCCGAAUCGCGAGGUCCAGAGUGGAAACGCGAGGACACGUGCAAGUCCAUCUUGUGCGAAAAGGUGUACGAAUACGAUUUCCAUCUAGCGUGCGAAGCCGUCGUGGAACUCGCUAGGCGUCGUAGUAGAAACAAAGAGCACGACGUUAAAAAAGAAGUCGACGACUGCCCGGGGUCGUCGUCGUCGUCCGUCGUGGAAGAAUACAAGUCGUUGAGCUGGGAUUAUAAGCUCAUCGGCGGAUGGCCGAGGGGUAGCAUCAGGAAGCCGUUCGAUCCGCACGUCGCCGCGUUUGGUCUCCUUUAG